AUGUCCGGCGCCCUCGCAACAAACUACUUCCUCGAAGGCUACGCAACACAGCACCGCGACGCCAUGCGCGCCCGCGCCGCCGCCGAAGGCCGCACGCUGAGCGUCGAGAACCCGGAGAGCAAGCGGAUCCAGCAACAGAAAUCUUCACUGUCAUCAUCGCAAUCGCAGUCGCAGCCUUCAACAACAACAACACAACACGAGCAACAGCAAAACAACAAAACGAGUUGGUGGUCCUCGAAAUUCAACAAGGGCAGCAGCAAGAGCUCGUCGGCGAAAGAGCAGCAGCAGGAGGCGGAUGCCAAGUCUCUGCAUAGUUUCUCGUCCGGGUCGUCUUAUUGA
Exophiala bonariae is the source of this 339-nucleotide messenger RNA. RefSeq lists its product as uncharacterized. Lineage: Eukaryota; Fungi; Ascomycota; Eurotiomycetes; Chaetothyriales; Herpotrichiellaceae. The record is from RefSeq and is a predicted model, not a curated record. Bases 1 to 339 code for a protein of 112 amino acids. The transcript has a single exon.